Messenger RNA from Trichomycterus rosablanca, 3225 nucleotides. Its product is annotated as adenosine receptor A2b-like. Gene Ontology annotation, molecular function: G protein-coupled adenosine receptor activity. The record is from RefSeq and is a predicted model, not a curated record. Gene Ontology annotation, cellular component: plasma membrane. The transcript is spliced from 7 exons. Bases 1147 to 2160 code for a protein of 337 amino acids. Lineage: Eukaryota; Metazoa; Chordata; Actinopteri; Siluriformes; Trichomycteridae. Gene Ontology annotation, biological process: adenylate cyclase-activating G protein-coupled receptor signaling pathway; G protein-coupled adenosine receptor signaling pathway; vasodilation.
AGGUGUGAUGCCAGAAUGCUCAGUCUUGGUUUGAAUGGCAUGAGGCUAACUGUGUUAGCUUGGAAUCUGCCUACCUAGGCUUCAAGACAGCUCAGUAGGUUUUCAAACUGACCCCCUGGAGAGCGGAUUGACCCACUGGCGGCACAACAUCCCUUUCUAAAUCACUUCAUGCACAGGAGGCACCAGAGGGUUGUAGUGGGUCCAAUUCACUGGGUAAAAGGUAGGAAACACCCUGGACUGGUUGCCAGUCCAUCACAGGGCAAACACACACAUUCACACCUAGGGCUGUUUAAGUUUCUCCUGUUAACCUGACUGCAUGUUAUUGGACUGUGGGAGGAAACCCACGCAGACACAGGGAAAACUCCACACAGAAAGGACCCGCAUCUUGCAACCUGGGAAUCAAACCCAGGACCUUCUUGCUGUAAGUAUAUUGUCUCUACAGACAUAAAUAAAGCAGUGAUCUGUUUUCUUACCCGACUCUCCGUUUUCAGACGCAGAUUCCUCCGUGUCGGCCAAUUUUGAUAUGUUCUCUGCGUUCGACCACUCGAAGUACAACCCGAAGGCGAUGUCAUAGUGAUCGGUGGCGAAUUCCCAGAAGAAAAAGGAGCCGUCCUUGUUAGUAGGAAUGCGCACGGUCAGCACCUCCCCUCUCCCGACAGAGAGCACAGACUCUGCAUCCUGUUUCAUCUUCUCCUUGAAUUCCUUUAUCUGAGGCCUUGUCCACAUGGAGGGUGCCAGGAUGGGCAACUCUGCAUUGGAUAAACAUCGAAGAAGCCAACCUCAGGACAAGCCUUUGCGUUAUAAGGUCCAAGUGAGACUUGCUUCUGAAGUGCGACGAAGUGCAGAUUGUCUUCGUAUGUCGGAUUGAAGGCUUUUCCGUUCAUCUCUGCAAAAACAGCAUAUGUAUCACACCCUGUGGGGGAACCUGUCCGGCUCGUGUAUCCUGCUUCUCCGGAAUCAGGACAGGACGCCAAAACAGGCGGAGAAAAGUCCUGCACAAUAGAGAAACCAGAAGCAGAUUAAAAUUUGAAAGAACAUAAAGGCACCAGAUGCUAAAUAAACAAACAACAGUCAGGGGAAACAUCUGGCAAGUGACUUAUUUCUCAGCAUUGGAGCUCAAACCUUCCACUUAAGUAAUAUGCCAGCAUGGUUACGACAAUGAACAGCUGCCUGGUAGUUAAUCAGAAUGACACAACUCAACCCAUCAUCGCACCCAGCAUGAAGUUCCUUCUUGUGCCCUACAUUGCAGUCGAAGUAAUAAUAUCCAUUCUGUCUAUGUCUGGGAAUCUGCUGGUUUGUGUCGCUGUGGGAUGCAACAAAAAGCUCCAAACCGUCACCAAUUACUUCCUGGUCUCUCUGGCAGUGGCUGAUUUGUUUGUCGGCGCUUUAGCCAUCCCUUUUGCCAUAAUAACAGACCUGGGUUUACCUCACCACAACCUUUACCUGUGCAUUGCUAUUGUAUACAUGCUGAUUAUGUUUACCCAGAGUUCAAUAUUCAGUCUGUUAGCGGUGGCUGUUGAGCGUUACGUGGCGAUACUUUUGCCCUUCCACUACCACAUUCUGCUAAAGCCCAGGAACGGUAAGCUUGUCAUACUGCUAAUCUGGGUUCUGUCUUGUGUUUUAAGCUCAGUGCCACUGCAGGGCUGGCAAAUCUGGUGGGGCAGAACCGAUCAGAUUGGUUACUGCUUCUUUUUCUGCGUGGUGGACAUUUCCUAUUUGGUCUACUUCAGUUUCUUUGCUUGCAUGGUCAUUCCCCUGUUGGCCAUGUUUAUCAUUUACAUCCACAUUUUCAUAACAGUGAGGGGUCACGUAAGGCGCAUCACAGCCGUGAGCGCCGCUCUAGAGGUGCAGACGGGGCAGGAUGCAGGCAUGAGGAAGGAAGCUAAGAAAGCCUCAUCGAUUUUUCUGCUGGUCUUUGUUUUUGCGUUCUGCUGGAUGCCGAUACAUGUAAUUAAUUGUGUGCAGUUGUUCUGUCCUCAUUACACAGUGCCAGUAUCGCUGAUCUUAUCUGCCAUAAUUCUUUCACAUAUGAAUUCAGCCAUUAACCCUUUGCUCUAUGCAUACAGGAUGAAAUCAUUUCGGCUUGCGUUUAAAACGAUCUUUCUUUGCUGUAGAGUGAGUCCUCCACUCUCUGACACCACUGACACUAAAGGUACCUAAUGCCAAGUUCACACUACAUGACUCUCCAAGUCGUCAGGUCGCUGUAUAGUUCACACUACACAACUGCAUCUCUUGUAAUCGGGAUGCUCUUAAGUCGGUGUGUAUUUCACACUACACGACUGAUUGGUGAUAGGGGGUUUCACACUACACCAUCUACCAUCUGGAAUCACAGGCGAGCUUCUCUGGUCGAAAAUCAGGGCAAAAAUCGUGUAGUGUGAACUAGGCGUAAGUGUAAUAGCAUGUGACUAAACAGCAUGUGACUACUGUGACAAGUGCAUAGUCUGUUCAAAAGCCACAAUAUGACUUGCCAAAUUAUUGCUUAUGCUGAUGGUUCAAUGAGAUAAAUCAAACCCAGUAUAGCAUUUCCCCCCAAACAUUUUAAGUAUUAAUCCCAACAUAUUAGUUUAAUGAAACAAUCUCCAUAUGCAUACAAUUAUUGUGAGUGGACAAUUUAAGAAAGCAGGUUUUAUAACCCUUAAAACUUAAUAUAAAUAAAAAUAAUUUUAAUUAUGCUUUUAUUAAAAAAGAUGACAUGCGUUUGAAAUGCAGUAAUGUAGGUGUUAAUGUUUGUGCAGUAUUUAACAUAGGUUUAAACUAAAUAACCAAUCACUUUCUUAACCGCUUAUCCAGUCAGGGUCACGGGGAUGCUGGAGCGUAUCCCAGCUUUUCAAUGGGCGCAAGGCACACAGUAACACCCUGGACGGGGCACCAGUCCAUCGCAGGGCAGACACAUACACACACAUACACACCCAUUCACCUAUAGGGCACCUAUUGGUGUCUCCAAAUAACCUGACUGCAUGUUUUUGGACUGUGGGAGGAAACCGGAGCUCCCAGAGGAAACAUGCAAACUCCACACAGAAAGGACCCGGACCGCCUGGGGAUGGAACCCAGGACCUUCUUGCUGUGAUGAGACAGAUAACCAAUCAUACCACCCAAAUUAUAUAGUGGUACAACCUCAAUCUAUGUGUCAUCACUACAUUAUUUAUUAAUAAUGUGAUCACUGGGGUCAUUUCUAUAAUGCAAUUCUCUGCUCAGUCUUUUGUUUACAAUAUACCAACACUGGUA